AGGAAACAGGGGCGGAGACAAAGUCACGUGGGAGCCAAAGAUGGAGCCCGGGCGAAGGUUGUGGUAGACUCGGGCGCGGGAGGACCUAGGCAAGCACGGGCGGCUGGGGAGGCGACCGUAAGCAGCCGUCAUCCUGCCGAGUGGUCCAAGAUGGAAAGUCAUAAACCAAGUACUAGCAAGGAUGAUUUAAUAUUUAAUAUCAUAUCCAGAAAAAUUAAACAACUUCCAGAACCAGACAGGAAUCUGCUUGAAUACGGAUCAGCAUAUAUUGGACUUAAUGCUGCUUUUGGGGGCCUAAUAGCGAACAGUCUAUUUCGGCGAAUCUUGAACGUGACACAAGCUCGAAUAGCGUCUAGCUUACCAAUGGCUGUGAUCCCAUUUUUGACAGCAAACCUGUCCUACCAUAGUUUUGUAAGUUUACCUUUGAGUACAGGUGAUUUGAACUGUGAAACCUGUACCACGAUGCGGGGUGCACUAGUUGGUUUUGUUCUGGGUGGUCUGUACCCUAUCCUUUUGGCUAUACCCGUGAAUGGGGGUCUUGCUGCCAGGUAUGAAUCAAGCCCCCUACCACAGAGGGGAAACAUCUUCAAUUACUGGAUUACAGUUUCUAAGCCUGUUUUUAGAAAAAUGUUAUUUCCUACUUUACUUCAGACUGUGUUUGCAGCUUAUCUUGGAUCUAGACAAUACAAACUCCUCAUAAAGGCCCUUCAGUUACCUGAACCUGACUUAGAAAUUCAAUGAUUUGAAGCAAAUAUGUACAACAAAAAUAAAAUGCUGAAAAUAA
This is a messenger RNA of Apodemus sylvaticus (European woodmouse), 784 nucleotides long. It is a transcript of the gene Tmem126a, whose product is annotated as transmembrane protein 126A. Gene Ontology annotation, biological process: mitochondrial respiratory chain complex I assembly. The transcript has 5 exons. The record is from RefSeq and is a predicted model, not a curated record. Lineage: Eukaryota; Metazoa; Chordata; Mammalia; Rodentia; Muridae. Bases 151 to 741 code for a protein of 196 amino acids. Gene Ontology annotation, cellular component: mitochondrion.